ACCGGGGUGGCGACACAAAGUCUGCAACGCCCAGAUUGAUAUCCCUUCUGGUUUCCUUAUCAGCUUAUCGAUUUCAUCAGCGCUACUUUCGGAAGACGUGAGACAGGGAUUUGUGAGCCUCGGGAUGACGACGUUUAAAGUGAAGCUCGCGCGAUUGGGUCCAACUUGCGGUCUUUCACCUUGUCAAUGUCAUCAUUUUUCUAUGUAAACCCUCGGCCAAACUCAUCGGCAACAAAAAUCGGAUAAAAUGUUACUCAUUGGCCUCACUGGGUCCAUCGCGACCGGAAAAUCCACUGUUUCCUCAGUUCUCUCGUCAGCUCCAUACUCCCUCCCCGUCAUCGAUGCGGAUAUUUUAGCGCGCAAGGUUGUCGAACCCGGCACGAGCGGUUACAACUCCAUAGUAAAAUAUUUUGGCCCUACGACGCCUGAAUUGCUCGUCCCUCCUUCAAAUUCCAUGCCCGAAAAUGGCGUUGACGGCAAAGGCAGACCCCUCAACCGACCUGCGCUUGGCAAACGUGUCUUUGGGGACAGCGAGGAGAGAAAGAAGGAUCGUGCUGUGCUCAAUAGCAUUGUGCAUCCCGCCGUAAGGAACAGGAUACACAAGCAGAUAAUUUGGUUUUAUCUCACGGGAAACUGGGCUGUGGUCUUAGAUAUCCCCCUGCUGUUUGAGAGUGCCCUGGAUAGGAUGUGUGGUGUAGUCAUGGUGGUCGCCGUGCGGGAUCCUGAAGUACAGAUGAAGAGGCUGAUGGACCGUGACUCGCAUCUCAGUCAUGAAGAUGCGCAAAAUCGCGUUUUGAGUCAGACUGAUGUGCGGCUGAAAGCAAGGAGGUGCGAAGCACGAGGGAAAGGGAAAGGUGUGGUGCUUUGGAAUGAUGGGUCGAAGGUGCAGUUGAAGGCAGAUAUUGAGGCUGCCAUCCAAGAAAUGCAACGAAGCAGCCCAGCGUGGUGGAACUACAUGCUGCUACUAUGCCCUCCUCUGGCCAUCGCUACUGGUGCGUGGACGGCUUGUCAGAAUAUACAAAUUAACAAGGUCUGGAGGGAGAUGGAGACGAGGGAAAAGGCAAAACUAUGAGGGGCAUAGUUUCUGUUCUCACAUAUCAUAUAUAGUACUCAGGAACUGGCCUGAUAAUUCUGCUAUCAAUUUUCUAUCGUGGAUGCCGUUUAUGGAAUGCGACACAUAGUUAGUAGAUGGUGACGAAGUUGGGAAUCUUCAUUUCUUCCAAUCAGGCCGGGGAUUGGAAACAUCCA
Messenger RNA from Pseudomassariella vexata, 1248 nucleotides. Its product is annotated as dephospho-CoA kinase. Gene Ontology annotation, biological process: coenzyme A biosynthetic process. Gene Ontology annotation, molecular function: ATP binding; dephospho-CoA kinase activity. The transcript has a single exon. Lineage: Eukaryota; Fungi; Ascomycota; Sordariomycetes; Amphisphaeriales; Pseudomassariaceae. The record is from RefSeq and is a predicted model, not a curated record. The coding region runs from base 248 to 1072 and encodes 274 amino acids.